AUCUGUUGACAUCUUUUGAAAUUUAUGAGAAGGUAAAUCAGUGUAGCUCUUCAGGAGUUCGGAUGUUCAACGAUCUUCGUAAACGUGAACCAGGCUCUAGUUCAGUAACUUCACCAGUCGGUGAUGAGUCAAACCUUUACACUUUAAUACAAAAAAAUGUUUUUCACACUCAACACUCUCAAUUCCAAUAUGUCUCAGCUUCAUAGUAAAGUUGACCUUUUAUCCCUUGAGGUAAGUAGAAUAAAGAAAAAAGUCAGCCCUAAUGACAUGGUGGCAGAUUUUCAUCCACCUCCUGAGUAUCAGCUUACUAGCACUGAACUUAAACAAGCAAUGGACCAGAGCACCUCAGCUGGUGACUUGGCAUGUCGCUUGCUAGUUCAACUAUUCCCUGAGCUUUUUGGAAGCAGUGCUUUGUCCAGGAGCUGUAAUACAUGUGGCUAUGUCAACAAGAUUAAACUAGAAUCCCUUCAUCUCCAGCUCAUAAGAAACUAUGUGGAGGCAUGUUAUCCCUCUGUCCAGAACAAUGCUGUUUGGCAGGUUGAAGUCUUGCCUCAAGUAAAUGAUUUCUUCAAUCGUUUUUGGGCUGAGAGAGAAAUGGAAAGCAGCCAUCAUGGUCUGCAGGCCUCCCCGUUCUUUGAAAAUCAACCAUGUCAGAAUUCUCACUUUGUUGAAAGUAAAGAACAAGAGGAAAAUGCCACUUUAGAAAGAGCCAACCCCCAUGGUUUCAGA
Staurois parvus is the source of this 729-nucleotide messenger RNA. The record is from the annotation of a GenBank genome assembly. Lineage: Eukaryota; Metazoa; Chordata; Amphibia; Anura; Ranidae.